AUGGGAAAGCUCAACUAUCUCGCGAGACGCAUUAGUGGUCUCAAGGCAGGCCAAGCCGUGUCCAAAGACCUGAAAAAGCGUUUCCCUCCCGGUACAGGCUCUAAGUCCGCCGCACGAGACCCCUUUGUCGAGAUCGAUGUGACCGGCAAGGCUUUGACAGACGAUGGUAUGGCGCAAUUCAUCGACGAUCUGGUGGACUGCCUCGAGUUCAGAGACCAGGACCAUCCAACCGGACUGGCCAGAGUCACUGAGCUCCAUUUGCAAGGCAACUUGUUGACUGUCAAUUCACUGCCCAAACUGGCUGAGGUGGUGGCCCUGAGUGCCGGAGAUCUUCGAGAGCUGGACCUAUCCAAUAACAACAUCCAGAUCGCGACUCCCGAGGAGAUCGAGAAGUGGGUGGCUUUUUUGGAGUCAUUCCAGAAGUGUUUCAUGCUUCGAAAGCUUGACCUGGGCGGCAAUGCUCUGGGUCGUGCGGGCAUGGAGCAUCUUGCACGCAUCUACAUGAAAAGCGACUUGGACUUUCUUGAGGAUGAUGCUCAUGAAGUCAUUAGUAGUGAGUAUGACGAACAGGAAGAGUCAACCGAAACGAAUGCCCUUGCCGAAGGUGUCGCUCGAAUGAAGCUGGUGGCUGGAAAGGAGAACGAACCCUCUCGUUCGAAGAAGUCCCCUUACAAGCUCAAAUCGGAGCUGAAGAACGGUAAGUCAGAGUUCCGCUGUCACACUUACGAAGAGUUGAAGAAGUACGCCUGCACGCGCGGCCUGCGUUCGAUCCCCCACUUGCUCUUGACAAAUGUCUCAAUGACAAGUAACAGUGCCAUUCACUUGGUGCCUAUGCUUGAUAUUCAACGUGCCCCCGAGCCGUUGCUGAGUUUCCUCCCCGUUGUCGGAAAAGCCGUGACCCUGCCAGAGGCCGCCACAUCUAGCAAAAGCAUCAUCUGGCGACCCAAUGACGAGCUAGCUCCUCAUGUCCUGAGAAUGAUUGAGGUAGCCGAAGAGCUUCAGCAGUUUCAGCAGUCGAACGAGGCAAGCGAUGCUUCGAGUGAGGCCAGCGGAGAUGUCGACAAUGCUGCCCAAAUGAUGUUGCAGAGCAAGCUGAGAACCGAGUUCACUCGGGUCUGCAAGCGUGUCCGUCUUGAAGUUAUCAAGGCCGACGGCAUCCACAGUAGCAUGAUCUGGUCCACCGCUGUGAAGAUGAUGCUAGUCUCACGCGCUCUGCUGCUGGAGGAUAAGGACCGUCCCUUGGACGGCGAUGACGACGACGCCCUAGAGCGCAUGCCUAUGCCCAAGCCACGUGAAGGUCGAGUCGUCUCUUUGCCCAUUGACGACAGUGAAGAUAGCUCAUCGGGAGAGCCCACGUACUACCAUGUCGAGGAUGCCAUGCCCUCGGGCCCCUUCCACCCCAGUGCCGUUGCUUUCGACCAGCAGUUUCCUAAUCUACCAUCGACCACCCAGAGUGCUUCUACAACCCGACGUGUGCCUUCUAGCGAUAUUGCUGAAGCGAACCAGCCCAGAAAGGGCCCUUCACCUCCUCAGCCCCCUGCGACAGCCAGUCGUCGACGUGUCCGCGGCUGCAGCAAGCUGGAUUGGCGUUAUGAUCUUCCCUUCAAGGUCUGGCGUCGUAUCAUCGCUGAAGCGGUGGGGGCAGAUGGCGUCCUGGACCUCGAGCAACAGGGUCGCAUCAUGCACUACGCAAGUGAUUGGGAUGUCGUUGCCUACGGAAUGCAGAUCAAGGGUGCCGAAAUUCACCAGCAGCUCUGGAAGUUCUUGGAGUCCGUUGGUUGUUUCACCUACAGCCCCUUGUGAGCUUGAAUCGCCG
Messenger RNA from Aspergillus homomorphus CBS 101889, 1816 nucleotides. RefSeq lists its product as uncharacterized. The transcript is spliced from 6 exons. The record is from RefSeq and is a predicted model, not a curated record. The coding region runs from base 1 to 1803 and encodes 600 amino acids. NCBI's taxonomy places the organism in Eukaryota, Fungi, Ascomycota, Eurotiomycetes, Eurotiales, Aspergillaceae. Gene Ontology annotation, molecular function: protein binding.